AUGCGCGCGAGUCGUAGUCGUGCUGCGGGGACAGUACGGCCGGCGCGUUCUUCUGCUGCUGCUCCCGCCGCCGCCGGGACGGGUGAUGAUGACCAUCAGGGGGUAAGGAAACCCGGCGGCACAGGUGAGGUUUGCGGGUGGGAGGAGGCACCCACGGCAUCAAUAGCAGCGGUAGCCGCGGCAGCGGCGGCGGCGGCGAGGACCUCCACUGGCUCCACCAAGCGCGGCAGCGGCAGCGACGUGGCGCGCGGCGGCGCCGCUGCUGGGAGAAGGAGGCGGAAGACAUCAUCAUCAUUACCAGCGGCCAGGCAGCCAGCAGCACCUAGAAAGAGCAGCAGUAAAGACAAGAGCGUGGAGGACAUCAGCGAGCCAGAAGAAGACGGGCAGGCGGACGAGGGUGGCGACGACGGCGACAAUGACGAUGACGAGGGAAUGGAAGAUGCCGUCGUCAUGGAGGCGAGGCGAGGGCCGGCUCGCAAGGGGAGGACACGGCCGGCCGCCGCUCGUGCCAAGGCGGCGCCGACGAGGGCAAGCUCUCGCGCCAGGGCCGCCGUCAAGUACGCCGAGAACGACGACGACGGCGACGACGAGGUGCGAAGCAGCAGCGUUGAGGAGAAGGAAGUGGCCUACUCCGUCAAGCUGCUUGUGUACGAGGAGGAAGAGGACGGCGGGGGCUCUGGGAGGAGGGCAUCUCGGGGCAAGAAGCCUAGGAGGAAGAAGAAGGGAGCUGCUCCUGCUGCCGCUGCUGCGGAGGGCAAGGGCGGCAAGAACGGUCUUCUGGACAAGUUUGGCUUCCAGCCCGACGCGGACGCCGCCCAGGCCAACGUUGACUGGGAGUACGAGCGCGACAAGAAGGGUCCGGGGGGAAGAGCCUCGUCCGCAAAGGGUACCAAGGGCAAGGGGAAGAAGAAGCAGAACGCCGGGUCCAAGAAGCGUUCCAAGCCCGAGGGUGGCACCAGCACCGGGACACCUCUGAAAGAUCGUAAAGCGGAGCGAAGGAGCGGGCGCAGCAGGGGGGGUAAGAGCCUCUCGUACGCGGAGCCCCUUUCCGACUUCUCGGACGACGAGGACGGAGAUGUAGGGAGCAAGGGGGGCGGGGAUGAGGAUGGGGAAGGGGAUAGCUCGGGUAACGAGGAUAACGAGGAGGACUUUGAGGCCCCGAGAAUUUUGCAAUGCUUCAUGGCAAAGUUUCCAUUUUUUUUGCCUUCGUAUUCGCUUCGCAAGUUCCCGAAUUGGAAACAUUCCAAAACUUUGGCGCAAAGACGCUCUGGUUACAACGCCUCUAGGGCGAAAGAGAAAGGAGUCAGUCGGUGCUCGGGGGAGAAACUUAGCGUGGGCGCCGCGCACCUGGAACCACUUCACGGUGGGGAAGCAGCCUUUGGAUACCGGCAGAGUCUUAAGAUUGGUCGGUAGGUAUUCUGUCAAGCAAACUGGCGUACAACUGCGGUGUCGUCACUAAGGCCACUCGGAGGGUUUUCUCCGCGCGCAUCCAAUGUACGCGUAGCUCAGAUAAACUUUUUGGUGUCGAUCAGAGAAUAG
Messenger RNA from Ectocarpus sp. CCAP 1310/34, 1539 nucleotides. The record is from the annotation of a GenBank genome assembly. Lineage: Eukaryota; Phaeophyceae; Ectocarpales; Ectocarpaceae.